Molecule: messenger RNA, 3495 nt
Organism: Astyanax mexicanus (Mexican tetra)
Lineage: Eukaryota; Metazoa; Chordata; Actinopteri; Characiformes; Acestrorhamphidae
Gene: fhdc4
Product: FH2 domain containing 4
Exons: 12
Coding region: 262-2625 (787 amino acids)
Source: RefSeq, a predicted model, not a curated record
AGCUCUCUCACACACAGCUCUCUCACUCACUCUCUCACACACUCUCUCACUUUUUCACUCAUCUCACUCUCCUCCAGCUCCUCUACAGCUCCUCUACAGAUACUCACAGCUGGAGCUCCUCUUCAAACCUGUAUCUGUUUAUUUCAGAAGGAAUAAUUAUACCAAACAGGUUCAUUUAAACAGUGUGGAGAUACACCAGAAGACUCUGCCAUGCUAAAAGCAAUAUAAUUACAUUUAUACUGUGCCCAACUGCCACGACCAAUGGAAGAACCACCAGCACCAGCACCAGCACCAGCCCCUCCACCUCCUCCACCCCCUCCUCCACCCCCUCCACCCCCUCCUCCACCCCCUGCUCCAGGCUCUGGUGGGAAGCUUCUCUCCAGGGAUUCCAGAAGAAGCUCCAGGAUGAGGAACUUUAACUGGGAGGCGAUCCCGCAGCACACUGUACUGGGAAAACAUAAUAUAUGGACGGUGAAGAAGAAGAAAGAGUAUGAGCUGGAUACUAAACGCAUGGAGGAACUGUUCAGCCGCGACGACCAAACCGACAGCAAGCGCCAGGCAUCUGUACGACGGAGCGUAAAAGGACCCCAGAGCAGGGGCCCCAAGACCCAGGGGCCCGAUGUGGUGUCUAUUCUCAACGCCAAGAAGAGCAUGAACGUCGCAAUUUUCCUGAAGCAGUUCAGGAGGUCAGUGAAAGAAAUUAUCGAGGAUAUUUGUCACGGCAGGAGUGCAGGAUUUGGAUCUGGGAAGCUGGAGGAGCUGAUUAAACUGCUGCCUGACACUGGAGAGGUAAAGGAGCUUCUUGCUUUUAAAGGAGACUCUGCAGCUCUCUCUGAAGCUGAUCAGUUCAUGGUGCAACUUGUGAAGGUUCCAUGUUAUGAGGAACGACUGAAGAGUUUAGUUCUCAAAGAGGAAUUUCCCCAUUUCAUGGAUGAGGUGAAUCACUGCAUUAUCAUCAUGACGGCUGCUGGGAAAGAGCUGCUGGACUGUCUGGAUCUUCACUCUGUAAUCCGUCUCGUGUUAAAAACAGGAAACUACAUGAAUGCUGAUGGCUACGCUGGCAGUGCUGUUGGGUUCCGGAUGACGUCCCUCCUGAAACUCGCUGACACAAAAGCCAACAAGCCAGGAAUGAACCUCAUGCAUUAUGUUGUGAUGCAAGCUCAGAAAAGCGACGCAGCUCUCCUGAAGUUUACUGAACAGCUCACACACAUCGGAGAAGCAGCCAGGAUCCACAAACAGGAAAUAGAAUUAGAUUUUCAGAGGAAAGUGAGUGCAGUCCAGGAGGCCCGGAGGAGCGCAGAGAAAGAGAACGACCUGGCCGAACAGAUGAAAGACUUUUUCCAGUUCGCUGAAUCCAGGAUAGAAGAAACCAAAUCUUCCUUCCAGACUCUGAAUGCAGUUACUGAAUCCGUAGCUGAAUAUUUCUGUGAGGAUCCCAGUGAGUUUAAACUGGACGAGUGCUGCUCCAUCUUCUACUCCUUCUGUGAACGAUUCAAACGAGCCGUUCAGGAGAACCUGGAACGUGAUCUGGCAGAAGUAAAGCGAAGACAGCGAGAGAAGCUUCAGUCCGCCGCCAAACGGCGCUCCACCGCCACCUGCUCCAUGAGGGACAAAGACAUGGAGGGCGUAGCUCUGGAGUCGGUUCUUCAGAGGUUCCUCACCAACCACGGUUCUAAUCGGAGAGCCAGGACACCCUCGCCCACAGGAAACAGCCUCUCUGAGAUCACAUCCCAGGAGAACUGCCCGGCCAAGGACGACUCCAGAAAGAUAAACUGGCCUACGAAUCUGUCUCAGGCUUCUGUGGAUAAAGAGAACAUGGAGGAAAUGGUGGAUACCACGCCCAAAAAAACAGAGAGUAAGAUUUCAAGUCCAUCCUGGAAGAAAAAGCCGGAAAAGGCUGGAUUCACGCCUCCAGGUAGCCGGGUAUUGUCAGUGUUGGUGGCGAGUGAAGACGAAGAAGGACACACUGAGGAAGAGGUUCAGAAACUGAGGGAGGUUUCUCAGAAGGUGCUACGCUACCAAUCAAGUCGAAGUAGCAUAUCUUCAGGAGAGUAUCUUUCCCCGGUCAAUUCUCCACGCAAACGGACGUUUCAGGAGGACACGGACAGGAUACUCUCUGCUUCAAACGUAGAGGAACCUCCAAAACCUCCUGUAAGUCCUUUAGUUUUGAUGCAGAAAAGCCCGACUAGCAUCAAUCGCCGUCAUACCAUCGCCCUACCGUCGAGAUCUUCACAUGCUGGGAGCGACAGCGAAGAAGACGUGGUCAUCCCCAACAACCCGGCCAAUGGAGACACUGGAGGUCAUGUCGUCUUUCUAGGAAACAUCGGAAAGAUGAAAUCUGUGGAUGGAUACUUUCAAAAACCUUCCAACAAAGCUUUACCACAACCGCAGAGGAAUGUUCCCGAAAAUACACCACCAGACUCUUCAAGAAACGAAUUAAAAGUUGUGAGCUCUUUAGUAGAGUCAAGAAACAAAGACGUUAAAGAAAAGACGAAAGAGGAGAGUUUAAAAGAACCUCAAAAACAAACGAAAGAAAGUUCCAGAUUUAUAUCCUUCUUCAGACGUUUGGCAGAAAGGGGCAAAACGAACAGCAGAGAAACGGAAUCGAGCAGUGUCGACCCCUGAAAUGUCCUUCUGAGAACGUUGAGAAUAAUGUUUAUGUGCAUUAAUGUUUCAUAAACGCUGCUUUCACACUGGCAGACGACAAGUCUCUUCCAUUGCCACAAGUUUGACGCAUGUGGGUGUGUAAAUUAGCUUCGCUGGCUAGCAUGCUGGCUAAUCUACCUAGCUAAGCUAAGCUAGGUACCUAGCUAGCUAAGCUACCUAUUGAACUAUCCACUGCUUUCAACAUGUUGGAGGUCCUCAAUUGCAUCGAAGUAGCAGUAAAGUAUUGACCCAAGACAGAAUGGCACUUAUAAUCAUACACACACAUUUACUCAUAAAUACCGGUUAUACCAUUUAAGACUAUUUUACCUGAUCUCCAUGUUUUUGGAGUUUGAAUAACUAGGAGAACAUAGAAACUACACCCAGAUAGGGAUGUGAACCGAGGACCUCAGAGCUCACAGUGAACUAGUGAACAUGCUAGUAGUUAAUGAGUGGUGGAUUGGUUGUUUUCUCGCCUGCCGGUGUGAAUGCAGAAUAAAGCACAUGGAAAGACCAUCUAUUGCAUGUAUUUUAUUAAGUUAUUACUUAAUGUUAUUGAUCUGUAAACACCCAACAGUGUUGACCCCUAUAAUGUCCUACUGAGAACAUUGAUGACUCCUUAUUCUGGGAAACUCCUUAUUCUGUUUCUCCAUGGCAAAUGGUAAAAUUGCACAUUUAAUGGUAAAAAUGUACAUAAAGCAAAUAAUGCAAUGAUUAUUAAGUUAUUUUUAAUGUUAUUGGCUGCAGUACAACAAUGUUCCACUGGGAUGUGCUGUUUCACAGAGGUGCCUUCAGGACAGAAUUAAUUCAAUACUUUGUAUGGCUCUGGAAUAAAUAUAAAAAUCUGUAUUA